Rotaria sp. Silwood2 is the source of this 3933-nucleotide messenger RNA. The record is from the annotation of a GenBank genome assembly. NCBI's taxonomy places the organism in Eukaryota, Metazoa, Rotifera, Eurotatoria, Philodinida, Philodinidae.
AUGGAUUCAACUGUUUUAUCACCACUUCUUACACCACCACAAAUCCCACCUCCGCCACCACCGCCUCAUCCUCCUAUGAUUCCUGUUGAUCACACAACAUUACUCAGUCAAAUUAAAACAACAACACGUAAUUCGAUUCUUUUGUGCAGUGAUAACACUUCAAUGACAACUAACACCUAUAUGGCUGAUAGUGGUUUUGAUUCAUCAAGUUCACAUGCCGUUGCUCCACCUGUACCUCCUCCACCCAUACCAUCAUCAACACAUUGUACUGCUUUCAUGAUACAAACACAAACCGGCAAUGCUCUCUUAAUACCUCAUGCACAAGGUACAUUGAUGCCUUCUUCGACUAUUGAUCUAAACGGUAGUAAUAUUAAUAAUGGUACACUUCCUCUUCGAUCUUCCGCCUACUCAUGUCCAAAUCCUACUCAACUAACAACAACAACAAUGUCAACUAUUGAUCGACCACGUUCUAAUUUAUCAAAUGUCUAUCAGACAAUUGAUGCCGACAGCUUUCGAAAUAAUUGUUAUGUUUAUCCGUUGGAUCAUCAUCAUCAUCAUUCUCAUUCACAUAUUCGUUGUAAUUGUGAUUCAACAACAUAUAAUGAACAAACAACAACAACAACACGACAAUCAACACAUUCACCUUGUCCAUUAUUUAAUAAUUCAUCAGGUCGAUUAAAAAAACGAAAAACAGAUGAAAAUUAUUUUCAGAGAAAUUUUUUUUCAUGGAAAACAAUUGCAAUUAUUUUUAUUUUAACAACAUUAUGUUUCUUAGUAUCAACUAUUUAUUUAUCAAUUAUGCAUUUUUAUCAUCCAACAUUUCGAGAAAUAAAUUUAACACCACCAAAAAUUCGCCAACAAAAUUUAUUUUAUGGUAAAACAACACGUUUCAUUCGUAUUGGUGAUACAAUAAAGGAAACAAUAGAUUCACAAUCAAGUACACAAUUACAGUUUUAUAUCGAACGAACAACGUCAAUACAAUUUAAUUUUACAGCUAAUCGACAAGCAAAUUUUGGUAUUUAUGGCAAACGAUCGAAUUCUCCAAGUUUAACUCAAUUUGAUUUUUUUCAUUCGUUUCAUGAAAAUAAUCAACAACGACAACAUCAUCUUGUACGUCGAAGUUUAUUACAAAAUCGAACAUCACAAAUAUUUAUAACAAAUAUUAAUGAUGAACAAUUAACACUUUUAUGUAAUGAAUUAUUAACAACAGGACUUUGGUAUAUAACAAUAAUAAAUGAUGGUUUAACUAAAGAAAAAUUUCAAUUAAAUAUUGAUCAUAUCGAUGAAAAAAAUGAACGUACAUGUUUAAAUAAUUGUAAUAAUCAUGGUAUUUGUCAACAUGGUAUUUGUAUAUGUUAUCCAUCAUAUACAGGAUCGGAUUGUUCAGUUGCACAAUGUACAGAUUUAUGUAGUGAACAUGGUGUUAUUGAACAUGGACAAUGCCGUUGUCAAGAAGGUUGGCAUGGUGCUGAAUGUCAAUUAAUGUCCAAUCAAUGUGAAAUAAGUAAUUGUAAUAAUCAAGGUACUUGUAUUUCUGGUCAAUGUGUUUGUCAAAGUGGUUAUCAAGGAAAAUUUUGUGAACAGAUUUCAUGUCAAAAUGUUAAUUGUAGUAAUCAUGGUAUAUGCAUUGAAGGACAAUGUCGUUGUUUUCAUGGAUAUACCAAUAACGAUUGUUCAAUAUUAAUUCAUUCACAAUGUGAUAAUCGAUGUUCAGAACAUGGACAAUAUGUUGAUUAUCCGAAAUCAAUGUGUAUAUGUGAUAAUAAUUGGACAGGUGAAGAUUGUUCACAACCAAAAUGUAAUAUUGAUUGUGGCAUUCAUGGACAAUGUUCUAUGAAUAAUAAAGAUAAAUGUCAAUGUGAUGAUGGAUGGACAGGAGAAAAUUGUACGAAAAAGAUUUGUUCAAAAUUAUGUAAACAAUGUGAUAAUAAUGGAACUUGUUUAUGUCAAAAUGAAUAUACUGGUCGAUAUUGUCAAAUAGAUGCUUGUCCGAAUAAUUGUAAUGGACAUGGAGAAUGUAAAAUAAAUAAAUGUAUAUGUCACACUAAUUGGUUUGGACCAGAAUGUCAAUUUACAAUUGAAAAUAAUUGCAAUGAUCAAAUCGAUAAUGAUAAUGAUAAUUUAAAUUUAAUAACAAUAUCACGUCGUAUUGAUGAAUAUAAACGUUUAAAAGAAAUAAAUUUUAAUUAUAAAAAUCAAAAACGUUUAAAUAUUGAAUUUAUUUAUAAUAAUAAACAAUUAUUAUUAGAACAAAUUAAAAUAUCAUUAAAUGAACUUGAAAAAUAUACAUAUUUGUAUGAAUAUGAUUAUUUAAAGCGUUUAAUAAAUAUUAAAAAAAAUCAAUAUUCAAUUGAUCAUUAUCAAUAUGAUUUGAAUAAUAAUUUAAAUUUAACAAAAUCUUAUCAAUCUAUUCAAUAUAAUCAAUGGAAUCAAAUAAUACAAAUAAUAACAAAUGAUAAUUUAACAUUAAAUUAUAAAUAUGAUCAAAAUGGUUUUUUACAUAUAAUAUCAAAUCAUAAAUUGUAUUUAUUUAAUUCCUAUGGCUUAUUAAUUAAAUAUAAACAUAAUCAAUUAAUAAUUGAUUAUAUUUAUGAUAAUGAGCAACGUUUAAUUAUGAAAUUAUAUUCAUUAACUGGUUAUUAUUUAAGAUUUAUAUAUGGAAAUCAACAGCAACGUAAAUUAAUAACACAUAUAUAUAAUUCACAAUUUAAAUUUUUAACAAGUAUUUAUUAUGACAAUCAAAAUAAUUUAAUUGGCUUUGAACAAAAUGAAAAAAAAUUUUUUAUAUUAACAGAUCAAAUUGGUUCGCCAUUAUUUAUUUAUGAUAAUAAUGGUUUAUUAAUACAAGAGAAAUUUUAUGGUUUAUAUGGACAAAUUUUAAUUGAAAAAAAUUUUCAAGAUAGAAUAUUUUUUCCAUUUGGCUAUGCAGGUUUAUUAAUUGAUGAAGAUUUAAAUUGUGCUUUUGAAAAAAUUCAUGGAAAAUUAUAUGAUCUUAAUCUUGGAAGAUACUUAGUACCAAAUUUUCCUUCAACAUGGAUAAAUAAACAAACCUAUUUACCUAAUAUUAAUAACCCAUUAAAUAAUAUGAAUUUAUAUAAAAUUAAUGAUGAAAUUUAUAAUAUUAAUGAAAUAUAUUUUCAAAGAUUUCAUCAGAAUGACAUUCUUAGUCAAUUACAAAAUCUAAAUUAUGAUUUUACAAAUGCAUAUGAUUCAAUGUUAUCUUCACCAUAUUUUAAUAAUCAAAAUACUAUUCUUGAAGAGAAUUCUUUAAUUUAUUCAUCAUUUUUUUCAUAUUUUAAUGAACAUUAUACAAUAUCAUAUCCAAACAAAUUCACUUAUUCAAUAGCACAUAUACAAAAUGAAAAUGAUUUUUGGAUAAAUCGUACAUUAUCAAUAAAAAAUCCAAAUAAUCAAAUAGAAUUUAUUUCAUUUACAUUAUAUGAUGAUUUAUUUUCUACACUUUUUAAUCAAUCGUAUUUAAUGCCAUAUCGUAAACAAAAUCAUUUAUAUUUUCUUCAAAAUUUAAAUAAUUAUCAACAAUUAAAAUCUUAUCUUAAUCAACAAUUAUUUCAUCAAUUUAAAAUAAAUAUACGACAACAAAUAAAUAUAAAUAAUCAUAUCGAUAUGGAUUUAAUUAUAAGUAAUACAACUAUAUUUCAUAUUAAAUUUGGUUCAACAUAUAAUGAUGAAUAUCAAUAUUUAAUUGAUAAUAAUCUAUCACAAAUGAUUAAAAAUGUUUGGCAAUAUGAACGAACAUAUUUAAUGGAAAAUUUUCGUUUAUAUUAUUUAUAUACAUGGUCACAAAAUGAAAUUGAUGAAUUAAUAAGCAAUGGUUAUUUAACAAAUUAUACGAUUGUUUAUCGAUAUGAUCCAUCGAUUUAUCCAGAAAUAAUUGAUGAUCCAACAAAUUUUAUAUUUCAAAUGAAAACAUAA